AUGAAACUAAAGCACUGUUCACGGAAUACUAUCAGUAUGGCUCGUCGUCGUGCUCCCCGCCUUACCCUCGUAAAGAAUAAGUCUAAAUCUUCAAAGAACACCACUACGGACGCUGAAAUACCCACUCAACAAGAGUGGAGGAACAUGCACCAAUAUGGUCGGUUUAAUGUCCUCGAUGAGGAGGGCACCGGAUACGUAUUUAAAGUCGGCGAUAAUGCCAUCAUUCUUCCCCCAGAGUCAGAGGCAAUGCGUCGCAAGGAACUACCAGAAUACCGUUAUUGGGUGGGUAAAAUCAAGGACAUACGGGGUCGGAAUGUUGAUACCGAUCAACCAGAUGUUUGGGCACAUGUUCAAUGGUAUUACUCAGGCGAAGAUGCCAACGAGUUGACGAAUGAGUUUGACAAGGCCUCAUGCAGCAAUUACGAACGUAUAAUAUCUAAUACCCACGACUACGUAUCUUCAUCUUCAUUUGAAGAUGUCGUGAAGGUCAAGAAGUAUCAUGAAGAUAGCCUUGAUCAAGCGGACAUCGAAGACACCGAAUUCUUUUAUCGAUAUCAACUCGAAUAUAAAACAAAGGAAAUAAGUCGCUUCACUCACGAGGACGACCCACCAGAAGCCAAAGAAACGCCGCGAACACCUGGAGCCAAUACCUGCAUCUGCAAGACCCCUUACAGCCCCUCCGCCUCUUCGGUCCUCAUGCAUUUCUGCCCCCGUCCCAGCUGUCGACGAUGGUAUCACGCGAAAUGCCUGAAAGGCAUCAAAUCUAUGCUUAACGUCAAGAACACUGAUGCUGAGGCUGGCCGACGAUACCUAGCGACAUCACCGUUUACUGAUGCUCCUAUUCGUCUCCCAGGUGGUGACGAUGUCGCCGCGUCGCCGCCAACGAAGAAACGACGAACCAACCACGCUGUCACCAUUACCCCAAUAGACAGCAGCCAGGACCCUGAGUGUAAGGCUCGGUACGAUGCGCUGCCCGAUGAUCUGUUGCAAGCAGCUCAGCAGCCCAUCGUCAAAGGCCGUGCGCUGGGAGGCGGGCAUGUUGUCGGCAAUAUACGCUUAGUUGCUCUGGCAAGGAAGGCUGUAUACGGGAUCAUUGAUGGAGAUGAAUUGGAGGACGACUGGGAACAGUCAAUUAACCCCAAUGCGGCCCUUGUGCAUCAAUCUGUCCAGUUGCUGCUAUGCCCCAAAUGUCGAAGUGUGAUUUGA
Pleurotus ostreatus (oyster mushroom) is the source of this 1206-nucleotide messenger RNA. RefSeq lists its product as uncharacterized. Gene Ontology annotation, molecular function: chromatin binding. The coding region runs from base 1 to 1206 and encodes 401 amino acids. NCBI's taxonomy places the organism in Eukaryota, Fungi, Basidiomycota, Agaricomycetes, Agaricales, Pleurotaceae. The transcript has 7 exons. The record is from RefSeq and is a predicted model, not a curated record.